Molecule: messenger RNA, 2901 nt
Organism: Manis javanica (Malayan pangolin)
Lineage: Eukaryota; Metazoa; Chordata; Mammalia; Pholidota; Manidae
Gene: FBXL5
Product: F-box and leucine rich repeat protein 5
Biological process (GO): intracellular iron ion homeostasis; SCF-dependent proteasomal ubiquitin-dependent protein catabolic process
Cellular component (GO): SCF ubiquitin ligase complex
Molecular function (GO): protein binding
Source: RefSeq, a predicted model, not a curated record
CGGGGCGGGCGCAUGCGCAGGGGGGCGCGCCGCCUCUGCCCCGCGGCUAGGGUGUCUAUGGAGAGGCGGCGGCCGCUGAGGCUGAGGCUGAGGCAGUGGCAGUGGCGAUGGCGCCCUUCCCCGAGGAGGUGGACGUCUUCACCGCCCCGCACUGGCGGAUGAAGCAGCUGGUGGGGCUCUACUGCGACAAGCUUUCUAAAACCAACUUUUCCAACAACAACGAUUUCCGUGCUCUUCUGCAGUCUUUGUAUGCUACUUUUAAGGAGUUCAAAAUGCACGAGCAGAUAGAAAAUGAGUACAUUAUUGGUUUGCUUCAACAACGCAGCCAGACCAUUUAUAAUGUUCAUUCUGACAAUAAACUCUCUGAGAUGCUUAGCCUCUUUGAAAAGGGACUGAAGAAUGUUAAGAAUGAAUAUGAGCAAUUAAAUUAUGCAAAACAGCUAAAAGAGAGAUUGGAGGCUUUUACAAGAGAUUUUCUUCCUCACAUGAAAGAGGAAGAGGAGGUUUUUCAGCCCAUGUUAAUGGAAUAUUUUACCUAUGAAGAGCUUAAGGAUAUUAAAAAAAAAGUGAUUGCACAACACUGCUCUCAGAAGGAUACUGCGGAACUCCUUAGAGGUCUCAGCCUUUGGAAUCAAGCUGAGGAACGACAGAAAUUUUUUAAGUAUUCUGUGGAUGAGAAAUCAGAUAAAGAAGCAGAAGUGUCAGAACAAUCCACAGGUAUAACCCAUCUUCCUCCUGAGGUAAUGCUGUCAAUUUUCAGUUACCUUAAUCCUCAAGAAUUAUGUCGAUGCAGUCAAGUAAGCACUAAAUGGUCUCAGCUGGCAAAAACUGGAUCUCUUUGGAAACACCUUUACCCUGUCCAUUGGGCCAGAGGUGACUGGUACAGUGGACCAGCUACUGAAUUUGAUACUGAACCUGAUGAGGAAUGGGUGAAAAACAGAAAAGAUGAAAGUCGUGCUUUUCAGGAGUGGGAUGAAGAUGCUGAUAUAGAUGAAUCUGAAGAGUCUGCAGAGGAAUCGAUUGCUAUCAGCAUUGCACAAAUGGAAAAACGUUUACUCCAUGGCUUAAUUCAUAAUGUUCUACCGUAUGUUGGUACUUCUGUAAAAACUUUAGUAUUAGCAUACAGCUCUGCAGUUUCCAGCAAAAUGGUUAGGCAGAUUUUAGAGCUUUGUCCUAACCUGGAGCAUCUGGAUCUUACCCAGACCGACAUUUCAGAUUCUGCAUUUGACAGUUGGUCUUGGCUUGGCUGCUGUCAGAGUCUUCGGCAUCUUGAUCUUUCUGGAUGUGAAAAAAUUACAGAUGUGUCUCUAGAGAAGAUUUCUAGAGCUCUUGGAAUUCUGACAUCUCAUCAGAGUGGCCUUUUGAAAGCUUCUACAAGUAGAAUUCCUUCAACUACAUGGAAAAAUAAAGACAUUACCGUGCAGUCCCCCAAGCAGUAUGCUUGUUUGCACGAUUUAACUAACAAGGACGUUAGAGAAGAAAUGGAUAAUGAACACCCCUGGACUAAGCCUGUUUCUUCUGAAAAUUUCACUUCUCCGUAUGUGUGGAUGUUAGAUGCCGAAGAUUUGGCCGAUAUUGAAGAUGCUGUGGAAUGGAGACAUAGAAAUGUUGAAAAUCUCUGUGUAAUGGAAACAGCAUCCAACUUUAGUUGUUCCUCCUCUGGUUGUUACAGUAAGGAUAUUGUCGGACUAAGGACUACUCUCUGUUGGCAGCAGCAUUGUGCUUCUCCGGCCUUUGCAUAUUGUGGUCAUUCAUUUUGUUGUACAGGAACAGCUCUAAGAACUAUGUCAGCACUCCCAGAGUCUUCUGCAUUGUGUAGAAAAGCAUCAAGGACUAGAAUUCAUAGAGGCAAAGACUUAAUAUACUUCGGGAGUGAAAAAUCUGAUCAAGAGACUGGACGUUUACUCCUGUUUCUCAGUCUGUCUGGAUGUUAUCAGAUCACAGACCAUGGUCUCAGGGUUUUGACUCUGGGAGGAGGGCUGCCUUAUUUGGAGCACCUUAAUCUCUCUGGUUGUCUUACUGUAACUGGUGAAGGCCUGCAGGAUUUGGUUUCAGCAUGUCCUUCCCUAAAUGAUGAAUACUUUUACUACUGUGACAACAUUAACGGUCCUCAUGCUGAUACCGCCAGCGGAUGCCAGAAUUUGCAGUGUGGUUUUCGAGCCUGCUGCCGCUCUGGCGAAUGACCCUUGACUUCUGACCUUUGUCUACUUCAUUUAGCUGAGCAGGCUUCCUUUCAUGCACUUUACUUACAGCACAUUUCUUGUGUUAACCAUCCCUUUUUGAGUGACUUGUUUUGGCCCCAUUACUUACUACAGCCUCAAAUUUUAACUUACCAGUGAAUUGUACAGUGUUGUUUCUCUUGAAAAUCACAUUUUUGUUUUAGAAAGGGGAUUAGUUCUUUUCACAAGUGUAAGAACAGCUUUAUCCGAUUUCUUUUAAAUUGAAUGCCUUGAAAAGAAUGUUACUAAUGCCAUGCCAUUUAAAGUAUUUUCUUGAUUGUUUUGAGUUUUAAAGUCAAUGGGGGUUAUUGGUUUUCUCUAUAUAAACACUGUACCAAGCUUUGCAGAUCAUUUCAAACAUAAAUUUCUAAAGUUUUAUUUUCAAAAACUGCACAUUUAGACACUAGUCUCUUUUCCAUAAUGUUUCCUUUAUUUGAACAAUUCUCAGAGGGCCAAUUCAAACAUACACAUAUAAGAUUCUUUGAAAUUAUAAAUUGGCUUCUUGCUGUUAGCUCACUGAGCUAGCAAAGCACCAGUGUAUUUAUAUUUGCCUUCUUUAAAGACCACCGCUGGUUCUUACCACUGUCCCUAAAUUGUCAAGUUUGGGAGGGAUUUUUUAAAAUUCCGCAAUCAUUUGAAGAAGUGUAUAAAUAAAAUCUACUUUGAGGACUUUACCAAGUAA